This is a messenger RNA of Etheostoma cragini (Arkansas darter), 1244 nucleotides long. RefSeq names its product zinc finger protein Gfi-1b-like. Gene Ontology annotation, cellular component: nucleus. The record is from RefSeq and is a predicted model, not a curated record. Gene Ontology annotation, biological process: regulation of transcription by RNA polymerase II. Lineage: Eukaryota; Metazoa; Chordata; Actinopteri; Perciformes; Percidae. The transcript is spliced from 6 exons. The coding region runs from base 74 to 1153 and encodes 359 amino acids. Gene Ontology annotation, molecular function: RNA polymerase II cis-regulatory region sequence-specific DNA binding; DNA-binding transcription factor activity, RNA polymerase II-specific.
UUUUUCUGCCCCUUCAAUGCCUUAAGUCCCACAAUCCUCAGCAGUGUUUCAAAAUCAAGUAAAAUCUCUUGUCAUGAGUUGUGAAUGUCAUCAGUUGAUGGGUGUGAGAAAGAGAAAAGAGGACGUUGCCGGCAAACGGGGACACGCAAGAAACACUCAACAUUCAGCUGUGCAAUACAGAGUCAGUGCUCGGUCUGCCAUGCCGCGGUCGUUCCUCGUCAAGAGUAAAAGGACUCAUGUCCUCGGCUCAUCUAAGGACUUCUGUAGACCACGUUCCCGGCCCCAGACAGACGCCCACCAGCCUGUGCAGCAGGCCAGGGGACAGGACGGCAGGUGUCCAGAAGAUGAUGUGCAGCCUUUGUCCCCCAUGUUAGGGCUCAAAGAGCGUCUGGCUGAAGCCUGCUCACCAUGGGACGGGAUGGCAGUCCAGUCUUACUCUGACCCCAGAAAUGAGCUUUGGCCUUCAGCCCCGGUGGAGAACAGAGACGCUCCUCAGUUAUCCUCGCCUUGGACGGCGGACAGACACCCGGCUUCUGAAAGAGAGAGACAACUGGAGCGCCUGGUCUUCAUUUUAGUAAACCACACAUCGCACACCAACCUCAAAUCCCCUGUCAGCGAGUGCCCGCUCUGUGAAAAGUCUCUUUCAGAAGUGUUAAUAUCAGGAGGUGGCCCGCAGGCUCAUCUUCUCAACACCCUCUCUGUCCCAUUGACCAGAUCCCCCACCGCCAGCGACAUGCCAAUGGGCUUCAGAGCGAUAAGCAGCUACGGUAGAGCUAAGGACCGUAGCUUUGGCUGCACGGUGUGUGGAAAGGUGUUCAAGCGCUCGUCCACCCUGUCCACACACCUCCUCAUCCACUCCGACACGCGGCCUUACCCCUGCCAGUACUGCGGGAAAAGGUUCCACCAGAAAUCAGACAUGAAGAAACACACCUUCAUACACACAGGUGAGAAACCACACGUGUGCAAGGUGUGCGGUAAAGGAUUCAGCCAGAGCUCCAACCUCAUCACCCACAGCCGAAAGCACAGCAGUUACCGGCCGUUCAGCUGCGUCCGCUGCAAGCACACCUUCCAGCGCAGGGUGGACCUACAGCGCCACCAGCAGGCGCAGUGUGGCUAUGAAGACAUGCUCACUCAACAGCCCAUGAAGCAAUAAAGUGAUGGCCUUUUUGUACAUAAUGUUCAAUCAUUCAUAUUUGUAAAACUCAGAAGAAUACACAUGUGAUGAUGUCUCUGAUACUCAGAAG